Molecule: messenger RNA, 2396 nt
Organism: Bubalus bubalis (water buffalo)
Lineage: Eukaryota; Metazoa; Chordata; Mammalia; Artiodactyla; Bovidae
Gene: GHDC
Product: GH3 domain containing
Exons: 10
Coding region: 232-1836 (534 amino acids)
Cellular component (GO): cytoplasm
Molecular function (GO): acid-amino acid ligase activity
Source: RefSeq, a predicted model, not a curated record
CUCAGGCCCAGCGGCAGGACUUCCCUUAAAGCCUGGGCUCCAUCUUUCUGGCUAGCUGUGUACUGAGGCUGUUCCGGAGCCUUGAGGGGCCCCUGGGUACCAGGCAGAGGCACAAGUGGGCUGUGACAGAUGGGGCAAGGGUACAGGGCUCAAAGCAGCUGACUGAGUGCCCCAGGGCCAGACAGCUAACCAGGGGCAGAGCCAGGAUCCGAAGUCAGGAGCUGCUUGGAGAUGCUGCUGCUGCUGCUGACCCUGUUGCUGCUGCUGCCACUGGCCGUGCUCCUGUGGCGGCCACGGUCCCGGGAUGCCAGGCGGUCCUGGCUUGUCCGCCUCCAGCACUGUGUGACGUGGGGGGCUCUGCGCUGGGCAGCCGCCUGGCAGCAGAAGAGACUAGCGCAGAGCACGUUGCACGCGGGCCAGAGCCAGCAGCAGGCCCUGAGGCGUUGUCUGCGCGGAGCCCAGGGUCCCCGCUGUCCCCUCAGAGGGAGCACAGAUAUAAGCACCUUCCGGAAUCAUCUCCCUCUGACCAAGGCCAGCCAGGCCCAGGAGGAAGAAAGUGGCGGGCAGCCCUUGUCCCCCACCUCAAACUGGUACCAUGGCGAGGCCUCUCUGCAGGCCACCUUGCUGGGUCUGGCAGCCCUAAACAAGGCCUACCCGGAAGUGCUGGCUCCAGGAGGCACGGCUCGUGUAACUGCUUCCUCCCCUUGGCCCUACCCCCUCCCCUGGCCUUGGCAUGCCCUGGGCCAAGUGAGCCCCACUGGAGCCAAGGACCCAAGGGUCCUUCUCCUGGAGGCACUGAGGUCCCCAGGGCUGCGGGCUCUGGAAGCUGGGACGGCAGCAGAGCUCCUAGAUGUCUUCUUGGACCUGGAGGCCCAUGGGGAAGAGCUGGCUGAGGCCAUCGCUGCUGGGAACCCAGGAGCACCUCUCCCCAGACGGGCAGCCAAGCUGCGGGAAGCCCUGGAGCAGGGAACCCGAGGACUGGCCCUUCGGCUCUGGCCAAAACUGCAGGUGGUGGUGACUCUGGACGCAGGAGGCCAGGCUGAGGCUGUGGCCGCCCUGGGGGCCUUGUGGUGCCAAGGGCUCACCUUCUUCUCACCCGCUUACGCUGCUUCUGGAGGGGUGUUGGGCCUGAGUCUGUGGCCAGAGCAGCCCCAUGGCCUGUACCUUCUGCCCCCUGGAGCCCCCUUUAUUGAGCUGCUCCCACUCAAGGAAGGAACUUGGGAAGAGGCUACCCCCACUGUCCUGCUGGCUGAGGCCCAGAAGGGCAAGGAGUACGAGCUGGUGUUGACCAACCACGCCAGCCUCACCAGGUGCCGGCUCGGUGAUGUGGUACAGGUAGCGGGUGACUACAAUCAGUGUCCGGUCGUCAAAUUCAUCUGCAGGCUGGGCCAGACCCUGAGCGUUCGAGGCGAAGACACUGGUGAGCACGUGUUCUCUGAGGCCCUGGGCCGGGCCGUGGGGCAGUGGCCGGGGGCCAAGCUGUUGGACCAUGGCUGGGUGGAGAGCAGGAUUCUGGGCAGUUUGUCCACAGAUUCCUCUGAGGGCUCCGCUCCCCACUAUGAGGUAUUUGUGGCACUGAAGGGGCUGAGGAACUUGUCAGAGGAAAAUCGAGACAAGCUUGACCACUGCCUUCAGGAAACCUCCGCUCGCUACAAGGACCUGCGGUUCCGGGGCAGCAUGGGCCCCGCCCAAGUCCACCUGGUGGGGCAGGGGGCCUUCAGGGAACUGCGGGCAGCCCUCGCUGCCUGCCCCUCGGCCCCUUUCCCUCCGGAGAUGCCCCGGGUUCUCAGGCACAGGUCCCUGGCCCAGUGCCUGCAGAGGAGGGUGGUGUCCUGAGCUGAGGCCUGCCCCGGCCCCGUUCACCCCCAUGGGCUGCCUCGCUCUUUCCUCUGGAGCCUCUCUGGAUGUGGAGCCCUUGGCCAGGGUCUUCAUGUGUCAGCUGACAGCUGCCCAUGAGAGCUGCUGCCCUUAGGGAGGCCCGACCUGGUCAGGCCGAGGAGUUGACUUCAAGGACAGAGCAGACACCAGCAGCACCCUGCCUGGAGUCCCCAGCCCACCCUAGAGGACACGGGAGUUCCAAUCCAUGCUGGCAAUGCCUGUGUUUCUUAGCCUGUGCACCAGGCAGGCUGGAAGCGUUGAAAGUUCAGGCUCCCAGGAGUGACCCCUGGUUGGCAUGGAGCAGGGGCUGGUGACCGCAGACUUCAGCUUUGUCAUCCUUCAGUAGAACAACUCUGAAGUGUAUUCUGUAGCAUCUGCCUCCGAGGGUCCCCACCAGUUGCCCGCAGUGGUAACACUCUCAUUAACACGGUUCUUACUGGUUUUCUUCCUGUCUCUCCUGUCCCUCCUCCCACGUGCUUUCUAGGGUCACCUGCCAAAUAAACUUCUUACACCCAGAA